GUCGUAGCCCCCGCGGGCGCCCCGCCACUGGGUGUGGUUGCUGCUCCCGGCGCGGAAUGGAGGGGCCGGCGGUGGCAGUUUGCGAGUUGCUGCUGCAGGAAGCAUUUAUGGUGGUUUGGUCCUUAAGAAGUUCCUUAAAGAUAUGCAAUCCAUACUGCCUGGAUUCUUUGCAAACCUGAAUUGGACUUCAGAGGAGGCCAGCCAUUCUCAGGAUACAUCAGGGCUAAGACCCUUCCAGGUGAUUUUUGAGGCUGAUGUAAACCCCAGGACUUUGAUGACAGAUAGUCUGGUUAUCAAGAAUUUUUUACGCAAAAUCAUCUCUGUGCUCCCCCAGAUUAGAUUUAAUUUCAGUGUAAAGGUGAAUGGAAUCCUCUCCAUGGAGAUCUUUGGGGCAGAGAACGAACCUACUUUGAACCUGUCGAAUGGAAUUGCUCUUGUCGUAAACUGUCAGCAUUACCUGAGUACACCAAAAUUUGACGCAACUGAAUUGCCCUGCAGCAGAAUCCAUCCUGUGCUGGGACACCCAGUAAUGCUCUCCAUCCCUGACGAUGUGGUGGGAAUGGGCUUGUUGGGAGAGCUGACACUGACUCCAGCCGUGGCCCUGUGUCCUUGCCUGAAGGUCUUUUCCAACCAGCUGAAUAGGAUCUCUUCCGUUUCCAUAUUUCUGUAUGGACCUUCAGGUCUGCCUCUAAUGUUUCCAAAUUCAGAGCAGCCAACUACUGCUGUCUUCAAAGACACCUCUUAUUUCAUUGACGGGAAGAAGUGCCGCUUGUGUAUGGUGCCCAGUUUGGAUCUCAAUUUAGACAGAGGUUCGGUGCUUCCAGAUGUGAGUUAUCAGGUGGAAUCCGGUGAGGGAGAAGAACAGUCUCAGAAUAUGGAUCCUCAGGGACAAACUCUGCUGCUUUUUCUCUUUGUGGAUUUCCACAGAGGAUUUCCAGUCCAGAAAAUGGAACUCUGGGGAGUCCACACUUUGCUCUCAACUCAUCUCAGUGCCAUCCUCAGGGAGAGCCACAGCGUGGUGCAAGAUUGCAUCCAGGCCGCUGUGGACCGGGCCUUGGAGCAGCAUCACCAGGCUGUCAAGGCUCGUCAGAGACUACAGGCCUCACUGUCAGUGGCUGUGAGUUCCAUCAUGAGUAUUAUGACUGGAAGCACAAACAGCAGCUUCCGGAACGCCUGCCUCCAGAUGCUUCAGGCAGCUGACACACAGGAAUUUGGGACCAAACUGCAUAAAUCAUUUCAUGAGGUCACCCAGCACCGAUUUCUUUACCACUGCUCACAUGAGGUGAAGCAGCAGUUGCUUCCAGAGAAAAAUGAAGCAGAGCAGAACACCGAGGAGGCACAUGAGAACAGCAGCCUGGAGCUCCUUGCAGGGACCGGCGAGCAAACAGAAAACAAGAGGCUCAAGAGAGGCAGCCAAGGCGUGGAGGAGCGGCGGGCCUUCCGCUCUGCUGGGGCCCUGAGCCCGUCAGAGGCCGCCUCGCGCCGCGCGGAGCCCACCGCGGCACCGCUGACCUCUAGCAGAAGCAGGACGGGCCCCGGGAGCGGCCUGGAGGACACGCUAUGGCUGCAGGAAAUUUCCAAUCUGUCCGAGUGGCUGAGUUCUGGGCCUGGGCCCUGAACCUGGCCCCCUUCCCCGCCCUUCCACGCCCACCCAGCCGCCACCCGGGUCGCGGGUUCUCUGUUUUUCAAUAAACCUGCUACGCGCGCGCA
Messenger RNA from Dama dama (fallow deer), 1710 nucleotides. RefSeq names its product TOP6B like initiator of meiotic double strand breaks (gene TOP6BL). The record is from RefSeq and is a predicted model, not a curated record. The transcript is spliced from 15 exons. Gene Ontology annotation, biological process: reciprocal meiotic recombination; meiotic DNA double-strand break formation. Bases 143 to 1618 code for a protein of 491 amino acids. Lineage: Eukaryota; Metazoa; Chordata; Mammalia; Artiodactyla; Cervidae.